UCUGUAGCAAUAUCACAUCUGCCAUUUUGUUACAAUCUAACUUGUAAAAUUUAAGGAAGAGGAUAAGAGUCCAAAGUGCAAUAAAGGUGUGGUAGACACAGGUGCAGAAGCAAAACAGUUUCGGUGAGCACACAGAAAGCCAAGGAAUAAGGAUAUAUAAUAAAUCUAUAUGAAAAUCUACCUGAGAACCACCAUCUAUUGCAGUGUGAUUGGAAAACGACAAAAUGACCAACUGGAAGCUGAUUUUCUGCAGCCUGUGUUUAAUAUCAGUGAUGUCCGCUAGUUUUGGACUGGAAGUGACGAUGAGUCAAGCUAACAUGGAGGUUGCCAGGGGUGAUGAUGUCACCCUUACAUGCAAUUUUAAACCUAAAAAUCAAAACAAUGAACUUAUCGUUAUAACAUGGACUGGUGAUGCUGAUGAGACAUCUGGGGAGAAGGUCAUUUUCGGUAGUUAUUACUCCUAUGGUAAAGUUGACAUUGGACCAGACUAUCAAGGCAAAGCCUUGAUAGAAACUGACCUUACUGCAAAAACAACGAAAUUGACACUAAAAGAAGUCACUCUUAAAGAAAGCAGAAGAAUUCGAUGUUUUGUUCAGAUUCCUGGAGACAUUGAAGGCAAAACAGCUGACACUACUUUUCUUUUGGUUCAGGUUGCACCAUCACAACCCAUUUGUAAAGUAGUGGGCACAGCAGAAUACGGACACAAUAUUAGCCUAACCUGUGUCUCUGAGGAGGGCUCACCUACACCAACAUACAAAUGGGAAAGAUAUAAUGUCAAAAAUGUCCCUCAAGCAUUUCCACUCAAAACCACCGAAAAGGAUGGAGUUCUGUCUCUGGUCAAUGUGUCCAUGGAAACAUCAGGUUACUAUAUUUGCCUGUCAAGCAAUAAGGUUGGAUCAGCCAAAUGUAACAUGACAUUGACUGUAAUACCGUCCUCUAUGAAUCUUGCUACAAUAGGAAUUGUGGCUGGUUGUGUUGCUGGAGUUACAGUGCUCAUAAUAGUCAUCAUCUGCUGCUGCCGCAAACGGAAACAAAAAGCAAAAGACUAUGAAAUGGAGAAUCCAGUGGUGGAAUACCAUGACAAACCACCACUAGGAAAUACUGAGGACGGGAAUACAGACAUCAUGGCGAUCACUGAAGAGGGAACUGACAAAGCUUGCAUUGAUGACCUCAAAAAUCACUGUGAUGACCGCAGAGGUAGUCGUGAUGACCUCAAAGAUCGCUAUGACGACCGCAGAGGUAGUCGUGAUGACCUCAAAGAUCGCUAUGACGACCGUAGAGGUAGUCGUGAUGACCUCAGAGAUCGCUACGACGACCGCAGAGGUAGUCGUGAUGACCUCAGAGAUCGCUACGACGACCGCAGAGGUAGUCGUGAUGACCUCAAAGAUCGCUAUGACGACCGCAGAGGUAGAGGUAGUCGUGAUGACCUCAGAGAUCGCUAUGACGACCGCAGAGGUAGUCGUGAUGACCUCAGAGAUCGCUAUGACGAACGCAGAGGUAGUCGUGAUGACCUCAGAGAUCGCUAUGACGAACGCAAAGGUAGUCGUGAUGACCUCAGAGAUCGCUAUAAUGACCAAAGAGAUAGCUACAGAUAAAAUCAGCAAGAUUAGUCUGAUGAUCGAACCAUUGAAUUAUUAUGACCACCACCAAAUUUUUUUGAUGAAAGGGCAACCACUAUGUCAGGAUGGUAUGCAGUGUUUAUUUUUGUUCUGCAGUUGUUUAAACAUAUUGUUGUAGCUACUAUAUUGUUCUGUUGUUUUAUUAUAUUUUUCCCUGUUUUGAUAAUUAAAUCAAAUUGUGAUGUAUACCUGCUGUAUACCGAUGAAUCAUCCUUUUUGAUUUUCUUUUUUAUUUGAUUUUACAGGAUUUUAAUAGAAUUUUAUAUACAGCAAAAAAGUUUUGUUAUGACUGUUAGCGAAAGUAAUUGACAUUUUUAUUCUGACUGUUCUUCUGAAUCAUAGAUGGAUGUAGGCUAUUCAUUUAUUUUUACAGGCAGCGGUUCACAUGUAAAUACACACUAAUGUAAACUGCCCUCUUAAGGACAUUUUUGUACAUCACAUGGCUGGAAUUAAUUGAUGUUACACAUACCUGCUUUUCAUUGUCUAAUUAAAAGGUGAUUCGACCUAGCCUACUCAAUUAACUGUUUCAUUUAUUUUUUUCUCAAUAAAAUGCGUCUUUAGACCAACAGCAAAGACAUAAUACAUA
This is a messenger RNA of Onychostoma macrolepis, 2205 nucleotides long. RefSeq names its product glycoprotein A33 (transmembrane), paralog b (gene gpa33b). NCBI's taxonomy places the organism in Eukaryota, Metazoa, Chordata, Actinopteri, Cypriniformes, Cyprinidae. The coding region runs from base 225 to 1595 and encodes 456 amino acids. Gene Ontology annotation, cellular component: plasma membrane. The record is from RefSeq and is a predicted model, not a curated record. The transcript is spliced from 7 exons.